Molecule: messenger RNA, 2976 nt
Organism: Suillus fuscotomentosus
Lineage: Eukaryota; Fungi; Basidiomycota; Agaricomycetes; Boletales; Suillaceae
Exons: 13
Coding region: 1-2976 (991 amino acids)
Source: RefSeq, a predicted model, not a curated record
AUGAUCAAAUUAACCCAAGUAUCAUGUUCCAUCGGCCAAUUGAAACCUCUUGCCCUUCUUGCAGAUUCUCAUUGCAGUGAACAAAUGAAAGGUUCCAGACUCCAAGAGUGGACACCCAAACGAAAGUAUGCAGUGGUAGAAUGGCAGAAAUCAUAUCGGACCAGGAAGGUGGUGGGCAAAUGGGUGGAGAGACCCAUGAUCAGCCAAUCAGUUCCAGCAACCCCUACCAAGUCUGCCUCUAAGCAGCCGUCUCAUGACAUGCUUCACCAUGGUGGAGAUGACUUUCUUGGGGGACUUGAUGAUCACCGGGUCAUUCCACUGCACCUGCCAAAAUCCCUGAGUCAAAACGACUAUAUAAGACAAUGGGUCCCGAAGACAAAAGCAUAUCUUGACAUACUGCUGGAAAGGGAGGUUCCAUCAGAUCGGUCAUGUAUCAUAUGUGGGACAGAUGGUGUCUACAAAUGUCAUGGGUGCUUCAGUGAGCCUCUCUAUUGCACAAGUUGUUGCAGAACCCAGCACCAGAGACUUCCCUUCCAUCGAGUCAGCCAAUGGACAGGCUCCUUCUUUGAGGAAAGUUGCUUGGUCAAGAGUGGGAUCGUGAUCUGGCUUGGCCAUAACGGAAACCCAUGGGAAGAGGAAGCCAACACUACAGACAUGGAGAGUUCAGAAGACGAAGACGGCGGCGACCCGAGUUCAAAGCGCGCUGAUGACCUUCCGACCGGCGUGCCAUUUGUCAAGGGUAACAGCGCAUUAACAACAAUAGUUGACAAGUCCGGCAUGCAUACACACCUGGUGAAGUAUUGCACAUGUCCAAAUGCCGCCGCCGCCGAUAUACAAAUGUUUCAAAUGGGCUUAUUCCCGGCGUCUUUCUUGGAAUCGAAGACAGCAUUUACUUUCGACGUCCUAAAUGACUUCUUGCUAGACAACCUGGAGUGCGGGACUUCGGCGAUGAAUUACUACAGUAAAUUGAGAAGGAUGACAACGACCGUCUUUCCGCAUUUAGUGCCGGACCGGUACCGGGAGCUGAUGAGGGUGACAAGACAAUGGAGAAAACUUAAGCUUCUCAAAAGGAAUGGAUUCGGCCAUGAGGAAAAGGAUGUCAGACCCGGCGAUCUAGCCCUCUUUUGUCCGGCGUGUCCCCAGCCAGGCAUUAAUACUCCAAGUUGGCUGUACACAAGGUCGCUCAUCAUGGACGGAAACUUCAAAGCCGAGCAUCUCCAUCCAGUACAUCCCGGCAAUGAAGUCUCUCUCAUGGACGGCCAUGGGUUUAUGGUAGGAGACGCCUUGUACAAGGAGCAUUUAGCUGCAAAUGCAUCCCAUCAUAAAUUGGAAGCAACAGGCAUCGGCGGUUGCGCCUGUGCACGGCAUGGCUGUUUCGUGCCGCAUGCCAUGGUCGAUUUUCAGAAGGGAGAAAGACAGAUGAACAUGGAUUAUGCGUUAUGCGAGGUGUUAAAAAUCAACGCCGAUGGAAUCCGCCGUGCCCUGACAUUUUAUGAUGUAAACUGUCAGUACCACAAGCGUUUGAAGGACCGCAUCGCCAAGAGUCCAAUCUUACAGAUACCUAAGGAACUGGAUAUUAUCCCUGGGAUUGGACUGUGGCAUGUGCAUGGGCAUCAAGACAGUUGCUAUGUCAGAUAUGCAUCAAAUUUCAUUGAGGGCGCCACUCGGAUUGAUGGCGAAAUCAUGGAGACUCUAUGGGCGCCGUUAAAUAUUAUUUCGCCGGCCGCUCGCGGCAUGGGAACUCCACACCGGAAGGAAUGCUUGGACUAUCAAAUGAAUGAUUGCAACUUCAUGAAAAUGAUCCGAAUGAGCAAGUCCCUUUGCAAGAAGUACAAUCAGGCGGUCAGGGGGGCCGCCGACAGCCGACUGGUGUUUGAAAAGCUUGCUGAAACCGCCGAUCCAGGGAAAGUUCGAGAAUGGGAAAGCCAAGAAAGGUUGGUGCACCAACGCUGUCGCCGUGAUCCAACAGCCAUGGAUAUUUAUGAAGUACAAUUGCAGAAAGUGCCGAUGAGAAAGCAGCAGGAAAUAAAAUUAUUAGCAGAACAAGGACGGGGCCCAGGGCCUAUCCGGCGACGAGGGGCAGCGACAUGGCUCGCAGAGGGUUUAACAAUUGAGGAGGCCCAGGUCACACUACAAUUGGAAAUCAAGAAAGUUGGCGGUCAGCCAACCGACACACAGCGGUUAUAUAUUGCCCGCCGCGGGGACAGAGAGGCCAGGGUUGUGUUCCUCAGCGACAGGCCCGGCGAUGAUGAGGAUCAUGCCAUGGAACUAGAUCUCCUCAUCCUUGAUGAAGAAUCGGAUGCAGAAAUGGACGAUCAGCGAAACGUCUUUAAGCCAGAGAAGGCAGUCAUUCCCCUGCCUUCCAAUUUGGGGCAGGAUACAUGUACUGCUAUUGGCGUCAAUGCUUUGGCGAAACAAGAACUUAUCCUCCGGCAAGGCCAGGCCAAUGAUGCCUUGCACAACAUCAGGACGGUAAGGGUUGCCAAAUCUCAAGCGACGGCCACCCGAGCUUGGGCUCAGGUGCACUCGGUUGAUAGGGCGGUCAGCAUCCAAGCCAGUAUCUAUUUGAACCUCAGCGCCGAUGAUGCUUUACUACAGCGAUAUCAGCCCCUAGCCAAGGAGCAUCUCAAGGUUAGUACCACCGUUGCCGAUCCAAACUCACGAGGACAGCGAAAUAAUACGCUGCCAUGGUUUUGGUCGUUGGAUGUUGCAGGAGAUUCCGAGAUUUACCGGGUACAUUGGCUCCGGGCAAAGGCUCUGAAAGACCGUUGGGUGGAGGAGAUUUUACUUGCUCAGCAUGAAAUGGAUUGGACUUGCAAUUUCUUUCGUUACAAGGCGGAGGAAUGGAAACAUCUCGGCGUCGUUGCAAAGGAAGCCAAAAAAGAAGCUCACAUGGCUUACGCGGGUAGGCAGGGAAAAAUCUAUGAAUCUCUCUUGGAGGAGGCUAAACGGGCAUUUCACCGGACAAAAGUUUAG